Sabethes cyaneus is the source of this 4736-nucleotide messenger RNA. It is a transcript of the gene spas, whose product is annotated as spastin. Gene Ontology annotation, cellular component: microtubule cytoskeleton. The transcript has 6 exons. Gene Ontology annotation, molecular function: microtubule severing ATPase activity; ATP hydrolysis activity; ATP binding. The record is from RefSeq and is a predicted model, not a curated record. Lineage: Eukaryota; Metazoa; Arthropoda; Insecta; Diptera; Culicidae. Bases 353 to 2614 code for a protein of 753 amino acids.
UUUCAGAUUAAAAAUAUUGUGGAAAUUACAAUGUAGUGAAGUCCGUGGUUCAUAUUAUUUGAAGUUGGUAGUUAAAAUAACCUUAUCACUUCUGUUUAUGUGAGUGGAAUUGUGUUGAGUGAAAAAAUAUGCUUCGUGAAAUGCACUCCAUUUAGUGCUAAAGUUUGCUAUGUAGCAUACUUUAUGCUUCAAAACCUGAUCAACGUAUUAGUAAAUGUUUUAAAUAGUUCAUUAUUCGUACUAUACGUAUACGUUCAACAAAGAAUUUCAAUCGAAUACGCUAGGACGGAUCUAGAGCAAGCUAGCAAUAGGAUUCGCCCUGUUUCUGCAAAUAAUACUUAGAACCUGACUGAUGGUUCGGAACAAAUACUCAUUGAGUAAUGCUGGCAAGUCGCCGAGUAAAAAAUCGCGCUCCAAUAAACAGUACGACGCUAGUGAUAACGAGGGAGGUGAAGGAAGUUCUGGAGCAACUCUGAUAGGCAACGGACCGAGUGGAACCCAACGAUGUGACACCGUACACAAGCAAAACCUGCAUAUUAUUUCGUUUCCUGUCAUUUUUGUGUUCAAUAUUUUGCGUUCUUUGUUGUACCAGUUAUUUGUCGUUUUCCGGUAUAUUUAUAAUUUCACAACUAAAGUAGUUUACAAACCAGUAAAAAAGGAUUGCGGUCUGGAAAUAGUCGUUAACGAUCAAAAGCCGAAUCAGAAAGAAUUCAGCAUUACAAAUCAGCACCAGUUGCAUGAUAAGCAACACUACGAUUCGCAACAUCAGCCACUUCAAUAUCCAACUAGUCAUAUUCUAGUAAACAGUGUCGGUUCUGAAAUGUCUGCCCAAAGAUCAACUAGCGGAAGCCAAGUAGGGCCCGGUGAUCCACUUUUAGCUAAACAAAAACAUCACCAUCGAAGGGCAUUUGAAUACAUCUCGAAGGCCUUAAAAAUUGAUGAAGAAAAUGAAGGACAAAAAGAACUUGCUAUUGAUCUAUACCGGAAAGGCAUCCUUGAGCUGGAGCGAGGAAUUGCUGUGGAGUGUUGGGGCGGACGAGGAGAAGUCUGGGAACGCGCACAACGUCUGCAUGAUAAAAUGCAAACCAACCUCUCAAUGGCUCGCGAUAGACUACAUUUUCUAGAAUGCAUGAAAGAGGCUAGCAAACUAGAACUCGCAGAAGCACAUAGACUGCAACGUUCUAGCACUUUUACUAUAACUGUAGACCAUCAAAACACAAAUGCUCGUAUGGCAAAAUUUAAGAAUCCAGCUACAGUGUAUAAAUUUCAAAAGCAGUCAGCGAAUAUGAAUAUGCACGAGAACCAAACUUUACAGGACAACUCUACUCCUGCUGCGUUGAUGGUUGGUCGGAAUUCUGCCAUAGUAGAUAAUGCUUCCGGUCGAAAAUUAACAGUUGGCUCCAAACGCCCUGGUAACUUAGGUGUAAUGAAUAAAUCACAGACAUUACCUCGCAGCAUGGGAGGUACAAGAACUACUCCAACUGGUAACGGUGGCAAUAUUGGUGGUGGAGGGACCAUAGGCGGUAUGCCGAAAAUUGUGCCAAAACCUGCCGCUACACCACCUGCAAUUCGAAGACAAUUUUCGAUUCCAGGAAGCUCACCUAUACGAAAACCGAGUAAUGGCCAUGGUGGAAAGAAUACACCUCCCCGAUCUCGCACGCCUUUGGGAACUCCUUCUGGAAAUCAAACUAAUCAGCAACAAAUCAACGUAAAAGGUGUUGAGCAAAAGUUAGUCCAAAUAAUCAUGGACGAAAUAGUUGAAGGUGGUUCCAAAGUACAAUGGCAGGAUAUUGCUGGUCAAGAUGUUGCUAAGCAAGCGUUACAAGAGAUGGUCAUUUUACCUUCAGUCCGUCCAGAACUAUUUACAGGUCUUCGAACACCAGCCAAAGGAUUGUUAUUGUUUGGCCCUCCUGGGAAUGGAAAAACCCUUCUUGCAAGAGCCGUUGCAACUGAAUGUGCUGCUACGUUCUUCAGCAUAUCAGCAGCAACGUUAACCAGUAAAUACGUUGGUGAUGGCGAAAAACUUGUGCGUGCGUUGUUUACGGUUGCCAGAGAAAUGCAACCAUCAAUUAUUUUUAUCGACGAAGUAGAUUCCUUACUUUCUGAACGAAGUAGCGGGGAACAUGAAGCAACUCGACGAUUGAAAACUGAAUUCUUAGUUCAAUUUGACGGCCUUCCUGCAAAUUCAGAAACUGAUAAAAUUAUUGUAAUGGCAGCUACCAAUCGACCACAAGAGCUAGAUGAAGCAGCUUUACGUCGUUUUCCUAAGCGAGUUUAUGUCAUGUUACCUGAUAUGGAUACUCGAGAAUUACUCCUUCGUCGAUUACUACAAAAACAAGGAAGUCCUUUGGAAGACACAGAGCUAAAGCAACUCGCGGUACUUACUGAUGGAUAUUCAGGUUCAGAUUUAACAGCGCUUGCGAAAGAUGCGGCUCUUGAACCAAUCAGAGAGCUUAAUGUCGAAGAAGUGAAAAACAUGGAUCCAACUAAGCUGCGCAGCAUUCGCGUGAGCGAUUUCUACAAUUCGUUGAAACGAAUUCGUCGAUCGGUGGCACCAAGCAGUUUACUGGCGUACGAGAAAUGGUUACAGGAUUUUGGAGAUGUAACGUUGUAAUUGAAUUGUGUGGACCUGCCAAUAUUGUUUUUAAGUCUCUUCGAUUAGUUUUCUUGUAAAAGCACUAAAUAUCAGUUAUGUAGAAAAAAUAGUAGGUUAGAUAAAGCGGUCAAAAACUGAUUUUCACUGCAGUGAGGAUUGACGUAAAAUAUAUUGUAACAGUAUAGAUACCGCAAGCGCUGAAUUUAACAUUUAUCAAUAGCAUGAUUAUACUACGCUUCUAUUCGUUACUAUUAGAAAUACACAAGUAAUAUUAUUUAAUAAUAGGGAUUGCGUUUUCCAGUUACAGUUUUCUAAUGGAUAAUAAUGGAUCGAAUAGAAUGUUACGCGAAAUUCUCAGUUUAGUUAAAUGUUUCGAUUACUAAAUUUUUGUUCCUAGUAUACGUAACUUUAACGCAUCUUUUUUACGGUAAUAUAUCUUCCUCUGCGGAAACAAAGCACAGGAUUUAUUGGUACAUCUUAUGCAGCUUAUGAUUACUACACACGAACAAGUUGUUAGCAAGUUAUGAGAAACGGCAAACAAACGUCAUUAAAAAGGGAGUAUAGCUUUUUAUUCACUCACUAGUAUUAAAUAUUAACUAACAAUUAAUAUCUUUUUUAUGAUUUGUUACAUUUAUAAUCCUUUUUGUCCUACGGGUACACAGGUGAUCCACAUUUCGUUAGUGUGUUGUCAAGCAUAAUUAUACCAGCGAUACAAUACUACUUCGAAUACGAAAUAGGUACCAUAUUUCGACUAUCUCUUUGUUGACCAGCCUAGUUGGUCUCGAAGUACGACACUUGCCUAACAAACCUGUUGUCCAAUGUUCGAAUCUCGACUGGUAGACAGAGUCAAUAGAGAAUCGUUGCACUACACUGGCUACGAAGUCUGUCGACUAAAAAACGGAAAGUCAAGUAAGUUUAGAAAACAGGUAUAUAGCACUGAAGUUUUUGGAGCGUCUUAGUAGAAUACGAAACCUAAAAUUAAAAAAGAAAAAAACCUAUCCAAUUUAAUUCUACUAUGUAGAUUUUAUUCACGACAGAUACGUAUUUCGCCUACGACUUGCAGGCUUCCUCAGUGUCUGUUUUCAAACUCGAUCUACAUAGUAGAAUUAAAUUGGAUAAGUUUUCUUCUUCUUUAAUUUUAGGUGUAUAGCACCCUACGCUUUGCUUUUUUGUGUUACCCAUAUUAAAUUGCAUAAAAGUCACACAAUCAAAAUGAUACUGGUGAGUCGCAAAUCAUUCUCAGCGUAUAUCUACUUACGAUCUAAGUUUUAUGGUGCAGGUCAAUAGUGAAAUAAAAAGAAUAUCAUUAACCCGGAACUUAUUGAUGACGAGUUAUGCUCGGAAUUGGAAAAAGUUAUAAUAAGUGAUAGUAUUGAUUUUGAUCCAUCAGGGUAGUUGUUACUGGACCAUAACACAAGAUCUGAAUAUGCGACGUUUGCAAUACAACACAAAAACCGUAGUUAUCGAAUUAAACAGCUUUAUUUAAAUUUUAUUACCCAUAAACGAAGAUUGUCGAUCAACUAAUCAAAAUACAAAUUCGAAAUAGACACUGAUAAAGCCUGUAAGCUGGAGGCGAAGUACGUAUCUGAUAUAAUAAUAAAUGAAUAAUAGAAUGAGAAAAAUCUUUCUGAAAUUAAACACGAUUAUAAGCUGUUGUCAGAAUUGAUUCAUCAGUAUCAUCGCAGGAUAAAAUCGACGAAAGCUCAAAACCAAGCAAAAAUGUAAUACAAUAAAACAAGCUAAAGACAUAAAAACAAAAAAGGAAAGCCGAAAAUCCACAAUACAAUAUAUGUACAAAAAAGUACCAUAAAAUAUAAACUUGAAACUGAAAAAACAACAACUCAGUAUCAAAACUAAACUAUUUUCUCGUAAACCCUAGUCUCAUUAAUAGAGGAGAAUAUUACGCAUUAUCAAUUUAUCUUGGUAACCAAUUACACACGAUAAGUUUUAGGUCCCAAAUUAUCGUUAGCUCGCGAAACCGUAAUUCAUUUUGAUAUGAUACUAACCCAUAAAAAACGUGGGACAUCCGUGUGGGCUCCCUAUGAUGUCUAAAAGCCUUACUACAUAAAAACUACAUCUCUGCUGCAUGCAUUUCAUAGCAAUAUUGUUUCGACUACGAUAAAAACUUAAUUUAGUAUAC